AUGGACGGACGGAGGGAAGAGGGGUCUGAUCCAUGGACGGACGGGGGGAAGAGGGGUCUGAUCCAUGGUCCCCAGUGGGACAGGAAGGGCAGGUGACGAAAGACGAACGAGGAGCAGAGCAGCUCUCCUCAUGAAUCUUCAUUCAGAGCAGCGUGCUCUCAUUCCAUUUUUCUUUCCAUCCCCUUAUCCCUGAGGAACAAAGCCUUAGAGGACAGAUCCUAGAACGGUGAAGGAUUGCAUCACUGCCAAUUGUAUUUUUGGCUUCUUAUAGACUGUAUAUAACCAGACAGAGUAUCCAGUUCUGAUAAUGUCCAUGUCACUUCAUACAUGCCUGCUUGUGUUGUAGGAAUGUGAAUACGUUUGGUUGGAUUGUUUUGGCACGAGGGUGAUGUUACAGUGCCCAUGUUGGAAUGUGUAGUCUUGAUCCUUUUGGUCUGUCCUAAGAGUUCUGAAGCCAAGCUUAUUGCAAGGCUCAAUCUACAGUUGAAGUCGGAAGUUUACAUACACUUAGGUUGGAGUCAUUAAAACUCGUUUUUCAACCACUCCAUAAAUUUCUUGUUAACAAACUAUAGUUUUGGCAAGUCGGUUAGGACAUCUACUUUGUGCAUGACACAAAUAAUUUUCCAACAAUUGUUUACAGACAGAUUAUUUCACUUAUAAUUCACUGUAUCACAAUUCCAGUGGGUCAGAAGUUUACAUACACUUAGGUUGGAGUCAUUAAAACUCGUUUUUCAACCACUCCAUACAUUUCUUGUUAACAAACUAUAGUUUUGGCAAGUCGGUUAGGACAUCUACUUUGUGCAUGACACAAAUAAUUUUCCAACAAUUGUUUACAGACAGAUUAUUUCACUUAUAAUUCACUGUAUCACAAUUCCAGUGGGUCAGAAGUUUACAUACACUAAGUUGACUGUGCCUUUAAACAGCUUUAGAAGCUUCUGAUAGGCUAAUUGACAUCAUUUGAGUCAAUUGGAGGUGUACCUGUGGAUGUAUUUCAACACCUACCUUCAAACUCAUUGCCUCUUUGCUUGACAUCAUGGGAAAAUCAAAAGAAAUCAGCCAAGAGUCUGGUUCAUCCUUGGGAGAAAUUUCCAAACACCUGAAGGUAUCACGUUCUGUACAAACAAUAGUUUGCAAGUAUAAACACCAUGGGACCACGCAGCCGUCAUACCGCUCAGAAAGGAGACGCGUUCUAUCUCCUAGAGAUGAACGUACUUUGGUGCGAAAAGUGCAAAUCAAUCCCAGAACAACAGCAAAGCACCUUGUGAAGAUGCUGGAGGAAACAGGUACAAAAGUAUCUAUAUCUACAGUAAAAUGAAUCCUAUAUUGACAUAACCUGAAAGGCUGCUCAGCAAGGAAGAAGCCACUGCUCCAAAACCGCCAUAAAAAAGCCAGACUACGGUUUGCAACUGCACAUAGGGACAAAGAUCGUACUUUUUGGAGAAAUGUCCUCUGGUCUGAUGAAACAAAAAUAGAACUGUUUGGCCAUAAUGACCAUCGCUAUGUUUGGAGGAAAAAGGGGGUUGCUUGCAAGCCGAAGAACACCAUCCCAACAGUGAAGCACUUGGGUGGCAGCAUCAUGCUGUGGGGGUGCUUUGCUGCAGGAGGGACUGGUGCACUUCACAAAAUAGAUGGAAUCAUGAGGAAGGAAAAUUAUGUGAAUAUAUUGAAGCAACAUCUCAAGACAUCAGUCAAGAAAUUAAAGCUUGGUCGCAAAUGGGUCUUCCAAAAGGACAAUGACCCCAAGCAUACUUCCAAAGUUGUGGCAAAAUGGCUUAAGGACAACAAAGUCAAGGUAUUGGAGUGGCCAUCACAAAGCCCUGACAUCAAUCCUAUAGAACAUUUGUGGGCAUAACUGGAAAGGCGUGUGCGAUCAAUGAGGCCUACAAACCUGACUCAGUUACACCAGCUCUGUCAGGAGGAAUGGGCAAGAAUUCACCCAACUUAUUGUGUGAAGCUUGAGGAAGGCUACCCAAAACGUUUGACCCAAGUUAAAAGUUGUGGAAGGCUACCAAAUACUAAUUGAGUGUAUGUAAACUUCUGACCCACUGGGAAUGUGAUGAAAUAAAUAAAAGCUGAAAUAAAUCAUUCUCUCUACUAUUAUUCUAACAUUUCACAUUCUUAAAAUGAAGUGGUGAUCCUAACUGACCUAAGACAGGGAAUUGUUACUAGGAUUAAAUGUCAGGAAUUGUGAAAAACUGAGUUUAAAUGUAUUUGGCUAAGGUGUAUGUAAACUUCCGACUUCAACUGUAUGUCUGCUGAAUCAAAUCGUAUUCCCGGAAUCAUUUUCACUUCAACGUAUUUCAUUGAGUCAUAUUCACUGAGUCAUAUACAGUGGGGGGAAAAAGUAUUUAGUCAGCCACCAAUUGUGCAAGUUCUCCCACUUAAAAAGAUGAGAGAGGCCUGUCAUUUUCAUCAUAGGUACACGUCAACUAUGACAGACAAAAUGAGAAUUUUUUUUCCAGAAAAUCACAUUGUAGGAUUUUUAAUGAAUUUAUUUGCAAAUUAUGGUGGAAAAUAAGUAUUUGGUCAAUAACAAAAGUUUCUCAAAACUUUGUUAUAUACCCUUUGUUGGCAAUGACACAGGUCAAACGUUUUCUGUAAGUCUUCACAAGGUUUUCACACACUGUUGCUGUUAUUUUGGCCCAUUCCUCCAUUCAGAUCUCCUCUAGAGCAGUGAUGUUUUGGGGCUGUCGCUGGGCAACACGGAAUUUGAACUCCCUCCAAAGAUUUUCUAUGGGGUUGAGAUCUUCAGACUGGCUAGGCCACUCCAGGACCUUGAAAUUCUUCUUACGAAGCCACUCCUUCGUUGCCCGGGCGGUGUGUUUGGGAUCAUUGUCAUCCUGAAAGACCCAGCCACGUUUCAUCUUCAAUGCCCUUGCUGAUGGAAGGAGGUUUUCACUCAAAAUCUCACGAUACAUGGCCCCAUUCAUUCUUUCCUUUACACGGAUCAGUCGUCCUGGUCCCUUUGCAGAAAAACAGCCCCAAAGCAUGAUGUUUACACCCCCAUGCUUCACAUUAGGUAUGGUGUUCUUAGGAUGCAACUCAGCAUUCUUUGUCCUCCAAACACGACGAGUUGAGUUUUUACCAAAAAGUUAUAUUUUGGUUUCAUCUGACCAUAUGACAUUCUCCCAAUCCUCUUCUUGAUCAUCCAAAUGCACUCUAGCAAACUUCAGACGGGCCUGGACAUGUACUGGCUUAAGCAGGGGGACACGUCUGGCACUGCAGGAUUUGAGUCCCUGGCGGCGUAGUGUGUUACUGAUGGUAGGCUUUGUUACUUUGGUCCCAGCUCUCUGCAGAUCAUUCACUAGGUGCCCCUGUGUGGUUCUGGGUUUUUUGCUCACCGUUCUUGUGAUCAUUUUGACCCCACGGGGUGAGAUCUUGUGUGGAGCCCCAGAUCGAGGGAGAUUAUCAGUGGUCUUGUAUGUCUUCCAUUUCCUAAUAAUCGCUCCCACAGUUGAUUUCUUCAAACCAAGCUGCUUACCUAUUGCAGAUUCAGUCUUCCCAGCCUGGUGCAGGUCUCAAGCUGAACCCUGGCAAGACGGAGCUGCUCUUCCUCCCGGGGAAGGACUGCCCGUUCCAUGAUCUCGCCAUCACGGUAGACAACUCCGCUGUGUCCUCCUCCCAGAGUGCGAAGAGCCUAGGCGUGACCCUGGACAACACCCUGUCGUUCUCCGCCAACAUCAAGGCGGUGACCCGCUCCUGCAGGUUCAUGCUCUACAACAUUCGGAGAGUGCGACCCUGCCUUACACAGGAAGCGGCGCAGGUCCUGGUCCAGGCACUUGUCAUUCCCGUCUGGACUACUGCAACUCGCUGUUGGCUGGGCUCCCUGCCUGUGCCAUUAAACCCCUACAACUCAUCCAGAAUGCCGCAGCCCGUCUGGUGUUCAACCUUCCCAAGUUCUCUCACGUCACCCCCCUCCUCCGCACACUCCACUGGCUUCCAAUUGAAGCUCGCAUCCGCUACAAGACCAUGGUGCUUGCCUUUGGAGCAGUGAGGGGAACGGCACCCCUGUACCUUCAGGCUCUGAUCAGUCCCUACACCCAAACGAGGACAUUGCGUUCAUCCACCUCUGGCCUGCUGGCUCCCCUUCCUCUGCGGAAGCACAGCUCCCGCUCAGCCCAGUCAAAACUGUUCGCUGCUCUGGCACCCCAAUGGUGGAACAAGCUCCCUCACGACGCCAGGACAGCGGAGUCACUCACCACCUUCCGGAGACAUUUGAAACCCCACCUCUUUAAGGAAUACCUGGGAUAGGCUAAAGUAUUCCUUCUAACCCCCCCCCCCCCAAAUUGUAAAGUGGUUAUCCCACUGGCUAUAGGGUGAACGCACCAAUUUGUGAGUCGCUCUGGCUAAGAGCGUCUGCUAAAUGACGUUAAUGUGCCUCAAUUUUGUUUCUGGUAGUCCUUUGACAAAUUUGUUUCUGGGUCUUUGACAGCUCUUUGGUCUUGGCCAUAGUGGAGUUUGGAGUGUGACUGUUUGAGGUUGUGGACAGGUGUCUUUUAUACUGAUAACAAGUUCAAACAGGUGCCAUUAAUACAGGUAACGAGUUGAGGACAGAGGAGCCUCUUAAAGAAGAAGUUACAGGUCUGUGAGAGCCAGAAAUCUUGCUUGUUUGUAGGUGACCAAAUACUUAUUUUCCACCAUAAUUUGCAAAUAAAUUCAUUAAAAAUCCUACAAUGUGAUUUUCUGGAAAAAAAAAUCUCCAUUUGUCUGUCAUAGUUGACGUGUACCUAUGAUGAAAAUUACAGGCCUCUCUCAUCUUUUUAAGUGGGAGAACUUGCACAAUUGGUGGCUGACUAAAUACUUUUUUCCCCACUGUAAGUCAGGUAAACUGAGUCCUAUUCCCUAAAUCAAGUAAACUGAGUCAUAUUCCCUAAGUCAGGUAAACUGAGUCAAAUAAGUCAGGUAAACUGAGUCAUAGUCGCUGAGCCCUAUCCACCGUACUAUUGCCAGUAAGCUGUGUCAAAGACGCUCUGGCUGAAUGCUUCAAGCAGUGAGUUCUCACAAACAUUUGCCUCUCAGUUCUUUUACACUCACUCUCUUCCCCCUUCAAUCUGAAACCCUCACCCCAACAUCUCACCCCUAGCACUCAUCAUCGAUCUGAAACCCUCACCCCAACAUCUCACCCCUAGCACUCAUCAUCGAUCUGAAACCCUCACCCCAACAUCUCACCCCUAGCCCUCAUCAUCGAUUUGAAACCCUCACCCCAACAUCUCACCCCUAGCCCUCAUCAUCAAUCUGAAACCCUCACCCCAACAUCUCACCCCUAGCCCUCAUCAUCGAUCUGAAACCCUCACCCCAACAUCUCACCCCUAGCCCUCAUCAUCCACCCUGAUCUCGGUCAAUAGCCUAUCUGGUAGCAGCCUCUCUGUCAAUCUACCUAGAAGUCAGAGGUCAGGGGUCAACCACUCUCUCACAGCAGAAGAAGGGGUAAGGGGUGGCUAGCUGGCUGGAAAAAGGCUGUCAAGAGAGGAGGAGGAGGAGGAGGAGAAGGAGGAUGAUGAUCAGGGAAGGUGAAUACCAGGGGAGAAAUGUAUACUCUGUGCAGCAUAUAAAAGAUUCCCCUCAUUCCUUGAGCCUGAGCGCGGGCCACAGCUGGCAGUGAUUAGUUUAUGAUUCACUUUAGCUGCACAUAGAGGCUGCUUGUAAAAAUAUGAACAGUAUAACUGUUUCCUGAGUUUGUGCUGACAGCACCUCCUGGGGGAGCGCCGCUCUCUGCAGAAACACAUGGCGGCGGUGCUGGGCCUGUGCCAGCGGACGGAUUAACCACGCUCGCCGCUAGUGUGGGGCCGCGCUAAGUGCUAAUGCUAACGCUAUGCAGGGAGAAAAUGUUGGGUCAACACUGCGUUGGUUCAAAUGUUUCUGAGUGUCUUCAGUGGAGAGGUGUGUGGCUCUCUAAGCUCAAGAGGCAGGGGAGAGAGGGUUUUGCUUUUGGCUGAGCUUCAGUAGCUGAAAAAAGACGGGCCUGAGUCCAUGGUUAGUACAUGGAUAGGUUCCAAAUAGAUAAAUAUUAUAUGGUCACACUCUAAAGAACUAUCUUUGACUCAUAUCUCUAUUUUAUCACUUUUCUUUUUUUAAUCCUUUAUUUAACCAGGUAAGUCCCAUUGAGGUAAGAAUAACUUUUUCAAGGGAGCCCUGGCUGUGCCUGUAACCCCCUAGAGUCCAAGCCCUGUCGGGGGAGAGGGGGGUGCUUCUACUAAGCUAUAUGGAAUUGUUUUAAGAAGGUCAUACCAAGGAUCAUUUAGCUAUUUGAUUUUGAAUUUUAAGACCCCUUGAAGUAUCCCAAAAAAAUAUAGAAAAAAUAUUUUGAUGAAGAAAAUGUUUGCGCCUUACUGCUAUUAGCCCGUAAAAACACAUUGAAUAAUAGUUUUGUAGGCCAAACCGUUCGGACGCUACAGACGAUUUUGUGAGAAUACCGAUUUUUGGGAUGUCUCAUGGUCUGACAAACACCGCUCUAGCUGUCACCUUUCAUAGUGUUACAUAGGUGGACAGUGGUGGAAAAAGUACCCAAUUGUCAUACUUAAAAGUAUAGAUACCUUAAUAGAAAGUUACUCAAGUAAAAGUGAAAGUCAGCCAGUAAAAUACUACUUGAGUAAAAGUCUAAAAGUAUUUGGUUUUAAAUAUACUUAAGUAUCAAAAGUAAAUGUAAUUGCUAAAAUAUACUUUCCAAAAGGUAAAGUAAAAGUAUAAAUCACUUAAAAUUCCUUAUAUUAAGCAAAGCAGACGGCAACAGUUUCUUGUUUUGAAAAUGUACGGAUAGCCAGGGGCACACUCCAAAACUCAGAGAUUAUUUACAAAAGAUGCAUUUGUGUUUACUGAGUCCGCCAGGCCAGAGGCAGUAGGGAUGACAAUGUGUUCUCUUGAUAAGUGCAUGAAUUUGACCAUUUUCCUGUCCUGCUAAGCAUUCAAAAUGUAAUGAGUACUUUUGGUUAUCAGGGAAAAUGUAUUGACUAAAAAGUACAAUAUUUUCUUUAGGAAUGUAGUGAAGUAAAAGUAAAAGUAAUCAAAAAUAUAAAUAGUAAAGUAAAGUACAGAUACCCCAAGAAACUACUUAAGUAGUACACCGCGGAUGCGGUGGAUUGAGAUGCAUCCAAUGCCAAAAAACAGCUAGCUUAUCUCAGAUUUGUAUGGGUAUUUUUGUAUUUUGCUAAUUAGAUUUCCGCGGGGGCACGGACAUCAACCUUAGGGGUUAUUCAUCUGUUCCUGUGGAGUGUACAAAGUGUCUACCAGGUAGCGUCUUAGCACCGCGUGGUACUGGCCUUGUCACUGAGCUAGCUCUCUCACAAGGUUAGAGCUACGUCAUCUGUGGGCUCUGCUGCCUCCAGCAACUCUGUCAUCACAUUCACAGAGCUCGUACUACAAACCAUAUGCAUCCAUCCACGGCACAUGGUAACAGAGCAACAGUUUGUGUGUUGGCAUUCCAGAAAUGCAACUGGAAGAGGGUACUAAGUGGCUGUUAAAUAUUUGUGAGGAGAUUAGGCCUCUCGCUUAUGGAGGGGUUUAUAUCUAUCUGAUCUGGACUGUAGUUUAAGAAUGUUAAAGACGUGUGUGUUUGGAGCAGAGAAGAAGACCAAUUUAGUUGAAAUGCACUCAAAAGGCAUGAUAUGAUAUCACCCAGAGCCAGAGUUUUCACUCUUUUGAUACUCAUACUGUAAGCAUAUUCUUCACAUUAUUGACUGUAUUACAAUGUAAUAAAGGGGGCGUUGCAUUAUAGCUCUGACUAUAAGACUGGAUGGAUGGAUGACAUCGAAGUGAUUGUUCCUGUGACAUUAUUUACGGAAGAGGAUGUGGUGUCCUACACGCUUAGAAAAAAGGGUUCCUAAAGGGUUCUUUGGCUGUCCCCAUAGGAAAACCCUUUCUGGUUCCACGUAGAACCCUCUGUGGAAAGGGACCUACAUGGAAGCAAAAAGGGUUCUACCUAGAACCAAAAAGGGUUAUUCAAAGGGUUCUCCUAUGGGGACAGUAGCUGAAGAACCCUUUUAGGUUCUAGAUACCACCCUUUUUUCUAAGAGUGCAUUGACAAUCUGAUUUCAUAACGCUUCAUAACGAAGUUCACCGAAACCCACCCAAUUCCAUGAUUUGUUUUUCACGUUGAUUGCAGGUUUUUCCAACGUCCUAGCAGCGUAGCUACAGAUGCCUUAUCUUAAUUUGAUCAUCCUGUUGUUGCAGGAAUUUUCCUGCACAGCAGGAAAUGCAAACUUGUAGUGUAUUCCAGGUUUAAAAAGGCUUCUAAAGUUUGUAAUUUCCACUUUAACAUUUCAGAUCUGAUUUGCCCUAAUGAAAAAUGUAUCAACCGCUACAAAACAUUUCCAUGAAUUAUAAUCUGCAUAAUACAGUGAGGGAAAAUGGUAUUUGAUCCCCUGCUGAUUUUGUACGUUUGCCCACUGACAAAGAAAUGAUCAGUCUAUAGUUUUAAUGGUAGGUUUAUUUGAACAGUGAGAGACAGAAUAACAACAACAAAAUCCAGAAAAACGCAUGUCAAAAAUGUUAUAAAUUGAUUUGCAUUUUAAUGAGGGAAAUAAGUAUUUGACCCCUCUGUAAAACAUGACUUAGUACUUGGUGGCAAAACCCUUGUUGGGGGUCAGACGUUUCUUGUAGUUGGCCACCAGGUUUGCACACAUCUCAGGAGGAAUUUUGUCCCACUCCUCUUUGCAGAUCUUCUCCAAGUCAUUAAGGUUUCGAGGCUGACGUAUGGCAACUCGAAUCUUCAGCUCCCUCCACAGAUUUUCUAUGGGAUUAAGGUCUGGAGACUGGCUAGGCCACUCCAGGACCUUAAUGUGCUUCUUCUUGAGCCACUCCUUUGUUGCCUUGGCUGUGUGUUUUGGGUCAUUGUCAUGCUGGAAUACCCAUCCACGAUCUGAAUGAUUCAGAGGAGAACUGGGUGAAAGUUGUGGUCAGAUGAGACCAAAAUGGAGCUCUUUGGCAUCAACUCAACUCGCCGUGUUUGGAGGAGGAGGAAUGCUGCCUAUGACCCCAAGAACACCAUCCCCACCGUCAAACAUGGAGGUGGAAACAUUAUGCUUUGGGGGUAUUUUUCUGCUUGGGGAUAGGACAACUUCACCGCAUCAAAGGGACGAUGGACAGGGCCAUGUACUGUCAAAUCUUGGGUGAGAACCUCCUUCCCUCAGCCAGGGCAUUGAAAAUGGGUCGUGGGUGGGUAUUCCAGCAUGACAAUGACCCAAAACACACAGCCAAGGCAACAAAGGAGUGGCUCAAGAAGAAGCACAUUAAGGUCCUGGAGUGGCCUAGCCAGUCUCCAGACCUUAAUCCCAUAGAAAAUCUGUGGAGGGAGCUGAAGAUUCGAGUUGCCAAACGUCAGCCUCGAAACCUUAAUGACUUGGAGAAGAUCUGCAAAGAGGAGUGGUACAAAAUCCCUCCUGAGAUGUGUGCAAACCUGGUGGCCAACUACAAGAAACGUCUGACCUCUGUGAUUGCCAACAAGGGUUUUGCCACCAAGUACUAAGUCAUGUUUUACAGAGGGGUCAAAUACUUAUUUCCCUCAUUAAAAUGCAAAUCAAUUUAUAACAUUUUUGACAUGCGUUUUUCUGGAUUUUUUUGUUGUUAUUCUGUCUCUCACUGUUCAAAUAAACCUACCAUUAAAAUUAUAGACUGAUCAUUUCUUUGUCAGUGGGCAAACGUACAAAAUCAGCAGGGGAUCAAAUACUUUUUUUCCCCUCACUGUUAUUCAUAUUUCCUGUAGCUCCAGGAUUAUUUUCCUGCUGUAGCAAACUGCCUCAAAUUAAGAUCCUACAUCUGUAUGGUUCUAAUUGGAAAGGUUGGAAAAACAUCCCAUCUGUUAGUUAUAACUCUGAAUAAAAAGCAAUUCACUUGUUGUUGUUUUUCUUUCCUCUCUGAAAAUUGGUGCGCUCAAUGCAAAGUGUGACUCUUUGAAGUGUGCCCUGAAGAACAAUACACUCCACAGAUCUUUUGGGUAUUGGCACAGUCUCGUCUAGUUGGAGCUAUUCUGCUUAACAUUUAUAAAGAUUUGUUUGUACACAUCUGUGUCUAAUACCACCAGGGACGAAGCUUAAUUUAUUUAAUCUAAAUCCAGAAAGCCUUGGUUGUUGCUCGCCCGCCCCGAGCCGUUAGGGUACGCUAUGUCACAAACAUGUCAUGCUCAAAUGCCUUGUCUAAAAUAUUGCAAAAUGUAAACACGAAUAGGCUUUCUCCUCCGAGGCCACAAGGCACGGGGGGGCUUUCAGUCGAAUGCAUGCUCUGGUGUUUGUUGACUUUAGAUCAUAAUAUGUGGUAGAUGGAGGAUUGUGGGAAGUUUCCAUUCACUGACUACAUACUGUACAACAUACUAUUAGGGCCGUUCGAAAUCCUUUAACUGCUCCAGUGUGUUGGUUAGAUAAUAUGCUGCGUAGUACAUAGCACUUUGAUCAAGCAAGACGUUUGAUAAAGAUAAUGAACAAACAUGACUUUAAUUAGUUAAAGCGUCAAAAUACAAAACAAAACACGACUCGUGACGUCCACGGUAUCAAUGACCGAACACGGAACAAAAACCCACAAACCCAAAGGGAAAAACAUACAGUUUAAAUAUGGCUCCCAAUCAGAGACAACCAGCCAACAGCUGACACUCGUUGCCUCUGAUUGGGAGUCACACAGGCAAACAUAGAAAUCAACAAACUAGAACCCCCAACAUAGAAAUACACACAUAGAAAUGAACACACCCUGGCUCAACAUAAUGAGUCCCAGAGCCAGGGUGUGACAGUACCCCCCCCUAAAGGCGCGGACUGCGACCGCGCCUCAACUAAACAAACCAGGGGAGGGCUGGGCGGGCAUACCUCCUCGGCGGCGGUUCUGGCUCCGGCCUUGACCACCACCCUCCAAUACACCCCCCAUAGUACCCCUGGUCCAGUCUGGCCCCGCCGGCUGGAGCAGGACUGGACUUAACAGGAGCGAUCCUAACCAGGCUGUCGACUCGCACCCCUGGCUUGGUGCGUGGAGGAGGAACGGGCCUUACCAGGCUGACGACGCGCACCCCUGGCUUGAUGCGUGGAGGAGGAACGGGCCUUACCAGGCUGACGACUCGCACCCCUGGCUUGGUGCGUGGAGAAGGAACGGGCCUUACCAGGCUGACUUCUCGCACCCCUGGCUUAGUGCGAGUGGCAGGAACAGGCCGGACCGGGCUGGCGACGCGCACCGUAGGUUUGGUGCGAGUGGCAGGAACAGGCCGGGUCGGGCUGGCGAUGCGCACCGUAGACUUGGUGCGGGUGACAGGAACAGGCCGGGUCGGGCUGGCGACGCGCACCGUAGACUUGGUGCGGGUGGCAGGAACAGGCCGGACCGGGCUGUCGACGCACACCGUAGGCUUGGUGCGUGGAGCAGGAACAGGCCGGGCUGGGCUGUCGACGCACACCGUAGGCCUGGUGCGUGGAGCAGGGACAGGCCGGACUGGGCUGGCGACGCACACCGUAGGCUUGGUGCGUAGAGCAGGGACAGGCCGGGCUGGGCUGGCGACGCACACCGUAGGCUUGGUGCGUGGAGCAGGGACAGGCCGGACUGGGCUGGCGACGCACACCGUAGGUUUAGUGCGUGGAGCAGGGACAGGCCGGGCUGGGCUGUCGACGCACACCGUAGGCUUGGUGCGUAGAGCAGGGACAGGCCGGGCUGGGCUGUCGACGCACACCGUAGGCUUGGUGCGUGGAGCAGGGACAGGCCGGACUGGGCUGGCGACGCACACCGUAGGUUUAGUGCGUGGAGCAGGGACAGGCCGGGCUGGGCUGUCGACGCACACCGUAGGCUUGGUGCGUGGAGCAGGGACAGGCCGAACCGGGCUGUGGAGACGGAUAGGAGGCCUGGAGUGAAGAGCGGCCACCACCCGUCCUGGCUGAAUGCCUACCCUCACACACUCUGUGUGAGGCAUCCGCACAGGACAUACAGGGCGGUGUACCCCUGGCCUGGUGGCCUUCUGGAUCCGCCCCCUUUUCUCCUCCGUCAGCCCCGUCGUCCAUGCCGUGUGCCCCCCCCUAAAAAUUUUCUGGGGUUGCCUCACGACCGUCCGACGACGACCCUGAUCACGCCGUAGCUCCUCUCUACGGCGCGCCUCCACCGUCUCUUCUCCCGGCGCUUCCUCCCAUGUCCAGCCCAAGAGCUGCCCCUGGACACGCUGAUUGGUCGUUGCAUGGUGGGUUUUUCUGUCAAGGUCGAGGUAAGGAGUAGACCAAGGCGCAGCGUGAUGAACAAACAUGACUUUAAUUAGUUAAAGCGUCAAAAUACAAAACAAAACACGACUCGUGACGUCCACGGUAUCAAUGACCGAACACGGAACAAAAACCCACAAACCCAAAGGGAAAAACAUACCGUUUAAAUAUGGCUCCCAAUCAGAGACAACCAGCCAACAGCUGACACUCGUUGCCUCUGAUUGGGAGUCACACAGGCAAACAUAGAAAUCAACAAACUAGAACCCCCAACAUAGAAAUACACACAUAGAAAUGAACACACCCUGGCUCAACAUAAUGAGUCCCAGAGCCAGGGUGUGACAAUAAUCAUACGACACCACAGAUGUCAGAGUGUAUAAAUAGGAAAUCAAUGUAUUUAUGCACUUGAGCAUCUGAUUAUUUCAAAAUGAGAAAUUAGACAAUUGAUUCACUCUCUCUCUUUCUCUCUCUCUCUGUCCUCCAGGGUGUCAGGUCCUCUCCUCUCCCCAGGGAUGAAGGGUACAGGCACUUCCCCUCCUCAGGAGAAGCAGCAGAACCUCCACCCCCACCACAAGCCCUACUCUCACUACCACCACCAGGCUGCCAGCGACGGUAAGACCAGACCAACACAGUCUCGCCUCUCUCAACCCAAGCUAACCAACAGGCCAAUUUAGUGGCUGGAACCCUCAGAGCAUUGGUUGAAUAUAGAAAUGUACACACUGAGUGUACAAAACAUUAGGAACACCUUCCUAAUAUUGAGUUGCACCCCCUUUUGCCCUCAGAACAGCCUCAAUUCCUUGGGGCAUGGACUCUACAAGGUGUCGAAAGCGUUCCACAGGGAUGCUGGACCAUGUUGACUCCAAUGAUUCCCACAGUUGUGUCAUGUUGGCUGGAUGUCCUUUGGGUGGUGGACCAUUCUUGAUACACACGGGAAACUGUUGAGCGUGAAAAACCCAACAGCAUUGCUGUUCCUGACACAAACUGGUGCGCCUUGGCACCUACUACCAUACCCCGUUCAAAGGCACUUAAAUAUUUUGUCUUGCCCAUUCACCCUCUGAAUGGCACAAAUACACAAUCUAUGUCUUAAUUGUCUAAAGGCUUAAAAAUCGUUCUUUAAACUGUCUCCUCCCCUUCAUCUAUGCUGAUUUAAGUGGAUUUAACAAGUGACAUCAAUAAGGGAUCAUAGUUUUCACCUGGUCAGUCUAUGUCAUGGAAAGAGCAGGUGUUCCUAAUGUUUUGUACACUCAGUAUAUUACACAACUGACUCAACUUUCUCUCAUAUAGGAUAGAUAAUGCAGAAGUUCUAUGUAAUAGAUUUCUAUCUGCAACUCUCUGAACACCCCACUUUUAUGGAACUGACAACUUUAUUUUGUGUGGAAUAGAGAAAAGCAUCAAAUACAUUUCUAACUGCACCGUUUAAAACAUUCCAUUCCAUUGAAUUGGCCUUGGCCUAUGCCUCACACUUUACCAACAUAUGAACAUGAAAGGACACAAGGGGAGGAAGCCGUGUCGGAGAAUUGGGACGCGUUCCGUGGAUCUGUUAGAGCGUUUAGCGUUGAGCAGAGAGAGAAGAUUGCAGUCAGAGAGACAGAGCAGGAGAAACCACAGGCAUGAACCUCCUCUGCUCUGAAUUAGCCAACAAAACGCUGCCUUCUGUAGUCAGCUGUCUCUCGCUCUCUAAGGCUGCUCCACUAAGGCUGCUCUAGCUAGCUGUCACUGCAGACCCACUCCCUAAUGCCUUAAACACAGCUUUCCCUGUUAAAGAUCUACGCGUGGAUGUCUCUGAAACCACGCUGUGGUCGGGGAGUUGCGUAAAGUGCUCCAGAAAAGGCUGCUUUCACAUUAUCAUGACUCCCGUACUUGAGUACAAAAAUAGAAGGGGGACAAUUGACAAAUGCUAACACGGAGGAACUGGAAGAGUUAGCGCACUAACACAAAUGUAGCGUUAUAAUAGCUCGAAGCCACACAAUGUUUCAAGUUGAUGUAUGGAAUCACUUUACAAACACAAUAAUCAUCCGUAUUGUUUGGUCACAAGGAAUUCCCCCUUCAGACACUUUUAUUUCCCUUUCCCUUCCCCUCUUGACCCGAUAGAAAUAGAAUGACUAAAAUGGGUAUUCCCACUGGACCCAAGUCUAUAGGUCCAGAGGCCAUAUUGAGCGUUCCCACAAGGGUUCCAGUUAAAUUGCAGUGGUGUUAGGGGCUUUGUACAUUCUAGUUAUUCUGUGCUUGACCCUCUCCUCCCCUCUCUCUGUAGAUUACCAGGGCAGCUUUCAGAGCUGCUUCCAUUUUGGAGACUCCUACAGAAUGGAACAGUCUGUGAGUGGUGUUCAUGUACCAGCUGACUCACAUGGCUACACUUCUCACCAGCACAACGGCUUCCACAUGUCCAGCACCAGCAGUGGCUCUGCUGCAGGUGAGACCUGGCAUAGAUCAUCUCAACUUCCUCCUUCUCCUCCUCUAACAUUUCAUUUGUUUCCCUGUCAUUUCUUUCAGCGUUUUGUCUUUCCCCCUCCUUGUUCAUUGAAUGAGAAGUGUGUGUGUGUGCUUUAAGCAAUAAUUUAAUUAUUUAUAUAUGUUGAUCAAGCCAACUAUUCCCCACACACUAAACAGUGUAGUAUCAAAUUUGAUUGUGUUUCUAAUUCAGUGGUCUCCUCCCCCAGGCUUCAGCUUGGCACAGGACCUCCAGGGAUCAGGGGAGUGCCAGUUCUCCUCCAGCCCAGAGGAGAGCAUCUUCUUCCAGGUGAACAGCUUCGACCGCAGCCUGAGCCAGAUGUCCUCUGUCUACACAGAGACAUAG
Coregonus sp. 'balchen' is the source of this 14937-nucleotide messenger RNA. NCBI's taxonomy places the organism in Eukaryota, Metazoa, Chordata, Actinopteri, Salmoniformes, Salmonidae. The record is from the annotation of a GenBank genome assembly.